Messenger RNA from Prorocentrum cordatum, 352 nucleotides. The record is from the annotation of a GenBank genome assembly. Lineage: Eukaryota; Dinophyceae; Prorocentrales; Prorocentraceae.
GUCUUCGGAGACACCAUGGACUCAAUCCAGGAGAGUAUCGAGGGCAUCCAGACUCAGGUGGGCAACACCAACAUGGCGCACCACCAGCUCGUGCAUAUGACCAUCCAGAUCGGCGCGGCCGUCCAGGUUAUCGCCCACUACAUGAACAUGAACUUGCCGAUCCAGGGGGUCCAGCAGGUCGAGAGCAGCGUGAGCGACGGAAGCGAGGAGGCUGCUGCGACUACGACCCUCGACACUGGGAGUACCACCUUGCCGACGACCACUCCGAUGGCAAGGAUGACCAUCGAGGGCCAGGGCGAGACGGAACAGGUGCUACCAGACCCUACCGGGUCCGGCUUGUGGGGGCUGAUCU